AUGUCGUCCUCCGACGUCAAACUGAAAGAUGCCAAGCAGGCCUUGGCUGAGGACAAGUUCGACGACUGCAUGUCCUGCCGAGUCAUGGGAUCCGCUGCGUUCGUUGGUCUCGGUGUCUACAGCUACUACACAGGAAUGGCCAACCUGCGCAAACAAGAGAAAGCGAUCAUGCAGGGUGCCACGAAAUACAAAAUGGGCUCACGCCAACUCGGAAUCGCUUCGAUAUCAGCGACUCUGGUAGGAAUGGGACUGUGGCGGGCUUUCAACUGA
Molecule: messenger RNA, 270 nt
Organism: Penicillium brevicompactum
Lineage: Eukaryota; Fungi; Ascomycota; Eurotiomycetes; Eurotiales; Aspergillaceae
Exons: 2
Coding region: 1-270 (89 amino acids)
Source: RefSeq, a predicted model, not a curated record